GCAGGUUGUUUCAGCACAAGGGGCAGAGUCCACACGCACGGAAUGAACUGACACUAGUAACAGGAAAAGGGACCGAGAGGGAGAGUGUGAGGAGAUAGGAGGCACAAGAAGAAGAGACAGUGGCAAGCAAUCAGACUGUACCAGAUUUAGUGGAAAAUCUGACCAAGCAAAAGACGACUCUGGAAUAAGCUGCCUUCUGCCCCCACCCCCUUUUUAUUUUCUAUCCCAGCCAAACAUUGCUGGAAGGAAAGUGUGUGUGCGUAAAUUACUUCAGUUAAUCCUCGCUGUCUCUGCUACAAAGACCAAAGAGGACUCCUUUACCAUGGUGAAAGAAAAAGUGGCCCAUUCCCAAGAACCUCACCACUCCACUGAGAAGCCUGUCAUCCACUGCCAUAAAUGUGAGGAGCCGUGUAAAGGCGAAGUGCUCCGUGUCCAGUCCAAGCACUUUCACAUCAAAUGCUUCACCUGCAAAGUGUGUGGCUGUGACCUGGCCCAAGGAGGUUUUUUCAUUAAGAACGGGGAAUACCUCUGCUCUGUGGAUUACCAGCGCAUGUAUGGAACCCGCUGCAAUGGCUGUGGGGAAUUCGUGGAAGGAGAAGUAGUGACAGCUCUGGGGAAAACCUACCAUCCGAACUGCUUUGCCUGCACUGUUUGCAAACGCCCGUUUCCACCAGGAGACCGGGUUACCUUCAAUGGAAGGGAUUGUCUCUGUCAAAUGUGUGCUCAGCCAAUGGCAUCCAGUCCAAAAGAGAUCUCCAGCUCAAGCAAUUGUGCUGGCUGUGGAAGAGAUAUAAAAAAUGGCCAAGCGCUACUAGCACUGGAUAAGCAGUGGCACCUGGGAUGCUUUAAGUGCAAGGCAUGUGGCAAGGUCCUGACUGGGGAAUACAUCAGCAAGGAUGGUGCCCCUUAUUGUGAAAAGGACUACCAGGUUCUCUUUGGGGUCAAAUGUGAAGCAUGUCACCAGUUCAUCACCGGGAAGGUCCUAGAGGCAGGUGACAAGCAUUAUCAUCCGAGCUGUGCACGAUGCAGCAGAUGCAACCAAAUGUUCACGGAAGGAGAAGAAAUGUACCUGCAAGGUUCCACUGUAUGGCAUCCAGACUGUAAGCAGUCCACUAAGGCAGAAGAUAAGCUCCGGCAUUCCUCAUCUGAUUUCUUUUAUCCAAAGAGUCUGGUUCUGCGCAGACCACGCUCUACAGAGCUGUUCUCACCGCCUUGCAUAAUGAACUCAAUCAAAAAACUAAGGCAGCCUACAAGGACAUCAUCUGAAAGUAUUUAUUCCAGACCAGGUUCCAGUAUUCCUGGCUCACCAGGACAUACUAUCUAUGCAAAAGUAGACAAUGAGAUCCUUGAUUACAAGGAUUUAGCAGCUAUUCCCAAAGUCAAGGCCAUUUAUGACAUUGAACGUCCAGACCUAAUUACUUAUGAGCCAUUCUACACUUCCGCCUACGAGGAGAGACAGGAGAGACAGAGUCUUGGAGAGUCUCCAAGGACACUGUCUCCCACCCCGUCUGCAGAAGGUUAUCAGGAUGUUCGGGAUCGCAUGAUUCACAGGUCAACCAGUCAGGGCUCUAUUAGUUCUCCAGUGUAUAGUCGACACAGCUACACGCCCACAAUGUCACGCUCCCCUCAGCAUUUCCACAGACCUGCUUCAUUCUACAUAGGCAAUGAGCCGUCCAGCGGUCGGAACUCCCCUGUCCCUUAUCGGCCAGACAGCCGCCCUCUAACUCCAACUUACGUUCAGGCCCCUAAACAUUUCCAUGUUCCAGAUCAAGGCAUCAACAUUUACAGGAAACCACCCAUCUAUAAACAACAUGAUGCAACUGCUUUGGCAGCACAGAGCAAGUCCUCCGAGGAUAUCAUCAAGUCCUCCAAGUUCCCAGCAGCCCAUGCUCCAGCACCCAACGAGAUACCAAAGAUUGAGACAGACCACUGGCCAGGUCCUCCCUCACUUGCGGCUGUAGCAGGAGCCGACAUGAGACGCAGAUCAAGUGGCAGAGAGGAAGAAGAUGAAGAGCUCCAGAGACGUCGGCAGCUACAGGAGGAGCAGCUCAUGAAGCUUAACUCAGGUCUGGGGCAACUGAUAUUAAAAGAAGAAAUGGAAAAGGAGACUCGCGAUAGGCCACCUCUUUCAGCCAGUCGUUAUGAUUCUCCAAUUAAUUCAUCCUCACAAGCCUCGGCCUCUAAAACCUCCUCCCUCCCUGGCUAUGGAAGAAAUGGACUGCACAGGCCGGUAUCUACAGACUUUGGUCAGUACAAUAGUUAUGGGGAUGUGAGCGGUGAUGUUCGAGAUUUCCAGUCCCUCCCGGAUGGUCAUGUCCCCGGAAUGAGAAUGGACAGAGGAGUGUCUAUGCCUAACAUGUUGGAACCAAAGAUUUUUCCAUAUGAAAUGCUCAUGGUGACCAACAGAGGGCGAAAUAAAAUAUUACGGGAUGUAGACAGAACCCGGCUUGAGCGUCACUUAGCACCGGAAGUUUUUCAAGAAAUAUUUGGCAUGACAAUACAAGAGUUCGACAAGUUACCUCUUUGGAGACGCAACGACAUGAAGAAGAAAGCAAAACUCUUUUAAUUCACUCUACAUUUAUAGCCCUUUAAACAAAACAAAACAAAUUGCAUAAGAUAUUGUAUGAUAAAGUCCAUAUUCUCUUUGGAGAGCAACUUACUCAUCCACCAAAAAGGGAAAAUCUGACAAAGGCACCUGUAUUCAUAGCAAUUGGGCCAACAUGAACAUUUGCCAAUGGGGUAAAAAUUUCUAUGUUCAGAAACUUGAUGGCAAUUUUCACAUGUGUAAACUUUUUACAUGUCGUAUACAUGAUAGGAAGCGGUUCUUUUCUUCUCCCUCAAUAAUAUUCCCUUUAAUUUUUGUCCUGAAUAUGACGGACUUUAUUCCUCGAGCCAGGAAGUGCGCUUAGGAUGCCUAGUAGAAUGAAAGAAUUGUAAUCACUUCAAGAAAUGAAUAUAUAUACAUAUAUUCUGUAGUAUACCCAUAUGGUAAAAUUAAUCCUUUUUGCACACCAUUUCUUAACUGGCACUGUUUUAAAACAGCAUAUUCUUUCUGUUAUGAAAGAAUGAGGCAGGCAGUUUGCUCUGUUCUGCUGCAUACCAACCAAAUUAUUGGAAAACAAAUUCCCUGCUUGUACUUGUACUACAUAUAUGCUAGGAUAUCAA
Molecule: messenger RNA, 3165 nt
Organism: Trachemys scripta elegans
Lineage: Eukaryota; Metazoa; Chordata; Testudines; Emydidae
Gene: ABLIM1
Product: actin binding LIM protein 1
Exons: 26
Coding region: 323-2566 (747 amino acids)
Biological process (GO): cytoskeleton organization; lamellipodium assembly; cilium assembly
Cellular component (GO): actin cytoskeleton; stress fiber
Molecular function (GO): actin filament binding
Source: RefSeq, a predicted model, not a curated record